AUGAACAAGGAGGGACGCUUACUCCUCCCCAAACUGAAUGGUGAAAGAGGACGCUAUGGUAUGAAGGAGCAUACUCUUGCAAAUACCUACAGAAAGAUUCUUUGUUUACCAAAAAAUGGAGUAGAAGCAAAUAAGCUUCUCAAAUUCAGGUCGCCUGCUGCUGGUAGUUCAGCUGGAGAUUUUGCUGAUGUUGCAUAUUGGGUGUUGAAAAGCCGUUGUCGAAAUGGAGGCAAAUUGACCGUUGGGCAGGUUGACUCUCACCUCACAAAUAUUGCUACUUUAAACGCAAACAACAAUCGAAGGGGCAUUGAUGUGGAGCUAACAGAUGUACUUUUCAAAAUGUCUGCUCAUGAGCAAAAGUGGUUCAUACGCCUGCUUCUAGAAAACCUGAGACUUGGUCUUGGUCAGAAUGAUAUUAUGAAAGCUAUUCAUCCAGAUGCAAAAGAUUUGUAUGAUGUCUGCAGUAGUUUGAAAAAGGUGUGUGAAAAAUUACAUGAUCCCAGCAAACGUUUACAUGAAAUUGAAAUUUCACUUUUUCAACCAUGCCGGCCCAUGCUAUCUGAGAGGUUGGAUAUUUUAAAAGUUGACACUAUCAUCAAUAAAGCACCAUUUUAUUAUGUGGAGAGAAAACAUGAUGGAGAACGCUUUCAAAUCCACAAAGAUAAUGGAAAAUAUUGCUACUUUUCAAAGAAUGGAAAACCAGAGUAUACUGACAAUUACGGAGAUUCAAUGAAUUCAGGAUUACUUACCCCCUUCCUUGGCAAACAAUUGCAUGCAGAUGUUAAAACAUGUAUUUUAGAUGGUGAGAUGAUGGCAUGGAAUACAAAAAUGAAUUUCUUCCAAUCUAAAGGGCCAAAUUUUGAUGUCAAACGAUUGCGAGAGGGUGACCUUCACCGCCCAUGCUUCUGUGUGUUUGAUGUUCUGAUGCUCAAUGGAGAAAUUCUAACAAAUAAACCCCUAGAAGAUCGCAUUAAUGUGCUCAACAAAUUAUUUUCUCCCUUGGAGGGUGUGAUUAUGCAUACACCUCAGAAGCGUGUGACCACUAGUACAGAGAUCAUUGAAGCUCUUAACAAUGCAAUUGACAACCAAGAAGAAGGAUUGAUAGUGAAGCAUCCCAGCUCAAUCUACAAGCCGGCUACAAGAUCUGGAGGGUGGUACAAAAUUAAACCAGAGUAUACUGUUGGAUUGACAGAUGAGUUGGAUUUAAUUAUACUGGGAGGGUACUUUGGAGAAGGCCGUAGGAAGGCUAAUAUCAGUCAUUUCUUAGUUGGUGUUGCUGUUUCUCCAGCAAACGAGGGUACCAACCCUGUUGAUUUUUAUUCUGUUGGUCGUGUGGGAUCUGGAUAUUCCAGAGAAGAACUUGCUGAUUUACUCCAGAAACUAACUCCCCACUGGAGAACUGUUAAAAGUGGUUUUUUGCCAAAUGGUCUCCAUUGGACAAAAGAGAAACCAGAUGUAUGGAUUGAACCUUCCAAAUCCCAAAUUCUUCAGGUGAAAGCAACAGAGAUUGUAAAAAGUGAUUCAUACAAAACUGGAUAUACCUUGCGCUUUCCUCGGGUUGAAAAAGUCCGUUAUGAUAAAAACUGGUCAGACUGUUGUACAACUUCUGAUUUUGAAAAAUUAAGAUUAUCAAACUCAGGGAAAUUAGCCUCCCGACAUGUCAUGGCAGCAGACCUUUCCCAGGCCCCUCCCAAAAAACGGCCUCGUACAAAACCAGUUGGUGCUGUUGGAAGAGACUAUAGAGCUGCUGAUUUAACAGACUCUGAUCAAAGAGGUACUCUCUUUACUGGUAAAGAAAUAUGUGUCUUCAGUGGUAAUGCCCAAGUAUCAAAACAGGUCAUGGAAAAACGCAUUCAUGAACAAGGAGGGACUUGUGUACAACAGAGAGGCCCCGAUACCUUUUGUAUUGUAGCAGGAAAGAAAGACUUUCGUCUUAAGAAUCUAAUACAAAAUGGUGAUGUAGAUGUUGUGAAAGUUGAUUGGUUUCUACGAGUCCUUGAUGAAGAGAGGCUUUUAGAGUGGACUCCACAUGACUUGCUAUCAAUGUCUAAAAAAACAUCUGAGGAUAUAUUAACUAAAUACGAUAGGUUUAAUGACAGCUACCAAAAUCCAACAUCUAUGCAAGAACUUAAAAUUUCUCUUGAGAAAGUUGCAAAGGAGGGCUGUGCUGUGAACUUACUUCCGAGUGAAAUGGCUGACCUAGAUAUUGAGUUAUUCUCAGACUUGAAUAAAUUUGCUGUCUUCCGUUGCUGUGUUGCACUCUUUAAUUCUUCAACUCUGAAUGAAUUUACGUGUGAACUGAGCCAAGCAAUGUUUCAGUUCUAUGGGGGUCGCAUAGCUCAAGAAAUGAAUUAUGAUGUGACCCACAUUGUAUUGGAUAAUAAUGACACUGAAAAUUUGGCGAAUUUCCAAAAGAUGAAUCACUCUAGGUCACGGAAAUUUCACAUUGUAUCUUAUCAAUGGAUAGAGGAUUGCUGUGAUACCAGAGAGAGAAUAAGAGAGUUCAUCUAGAAUUAAGUACCUCUUUUUUAAUACAACUUUUAAUUUUUUUUAAAGCAGUAUUUAUGUUGAAGAAGCAAAUGCCAUUUUUACCUCUUCUAUACCAAGAGGAUUGUAAUUUGGAGGACUACAGCCUAUCUGUUGUAUUAUUUCUUUUGAAGCAUAGCAACCAUAUUGAAUACAUUCUUGUAAAGUGAAA
Messenger RNA from Frankliniella occidentalis (western flower thrips), 2698 nucleotides. RefSeq names its product DNA ligase 4 (gene DNAlig4). The coding region runs from base 1 to 2511 and encodes 836 amino acids. Gene Ontology annotation, cellular component: DNA ligase IV complex; DNA-dependent protein kinase-DNA ligase 4 complex. Lineage: Eukaryota; Metazoa; Arthropoda; Insecta; Thysanoptera; Thripidae. Gene Ontology annotation, molecular function: DNA ligase (ATP) activity; ATP binding; DNA binding. The record is from RefSeq and is a predicted model, not a curated record. Gene Ontology annotation, biological process: nucleotide-excision repair, DNA gap filling; DNA biosynthetic process; double-strand break repair via nonhomologous end joining. The transcript has 13 exons.